Molecule: messenger RNA, 701 nt
Organism: Camelina sativa (false flax)
Lineage: Eukaryota; Viridiplantae; Streptophyta; Magnoliopsida; Brassicales; Brassicaceae
Product: 1,4-dihydroxy-2-naphthoyl-CoA thioesterase 2
Biological process (GO): phylloquinone biosynthetic process
Cellular component (GO): peroxisome
Molecular function (GO): 1,4-dihydroxy-2-naphthoyl-CoA thioesterase activity
Source: RefSeq, a predicted model, not a curated record
AGAAAAAUCAGACGACGCCGAACCCCCAAAAAGAAAAAAAGAACCAAAAAAAAGCUUUGAUCGAUCGUUAAAACCUAAGAAAUGGAUCCAAAUUCGCCGGAAUAUAUCAUUGAUCAGCCGCUUAAAAUCUUAGGAUUUGUAUUUGAAGAGCUUUCAGCCACCAGAGUCUCCGGCCACCUCACCGUAACUGACAAAUGUUGCCAGCCGUUCAAAGUCUUGCACGGCGGCGUAUCAGCUCUUAUCGCCGAGGGACUCGCCAGUCUCGGCGCCGGAAUCGCCUCUGGUUAUAAACGUGUUGCCGGUAUCCAUCUCUCCAUUCACCACCUCCGACCUGCUGUUCUCGGUGAUUUCGUUUUCGCCGAAUCUUUUCCGGUCAACGUUGGCAAAAAUAUUCAGGUAUGGGAGGUCCGGUUAUGGAAAACCAAGAAGACCAAGAAAUCGGAAGAGAAAGUAAUGGUAUCAACAUCCCGAGUUACUCUCUUUUGCGGUGUACCUAUACCAGACCAUGUUAAAGAUGCUCCAGACCAGUUGAAGAAGUUUGUAUCCAAGUUGUAAUUCAAUUAUUCAAAUUCCCACCUAUUUGGAUUAUGAACUGUUGUACGUAGUUUGGUUUUAUUGUAUCUACCAAACGAUUAAAUAAAUUGAUGUAUCAGACAUGACUAUAAGAUUAUUUUUACAAAUUGAUACGUUAUUUUGGGUUA